Molecule: messenger RNA, 1170 nt
Organism: Stylonychia lemnae
Lineage: Eukaryota; Ciliophora; Spirotrichea; Sporadotrichida; Oxytrichidae
Source: the annotation of a GenBank genome assembly
AUGUUCAAAAAAGCAAUAAUUCUGACAAUAACUCUGCUUGUUGUAUUUACGGCUACUCUAGCAAUUCUAUUACAAGUAUUAUCACCAGGAUUUUCCAAAGGAUCUUAAUCGUCUACUUUCCUUUAAGAAUCGUAAAUUAAAAAUGAUUUUGAUAAUCUUAUACGAUUACGAUAUAACCAGUACCUUCAGAAAUAUGAUAAAAAUUAUAAACAAACCUUUGAAUACUUGAAUGGCUUAAACACUUUUAAAAAUAACAUUGCAAUCAUUGAUAAAUACAACUAGAAUCAAAAGAGUUUUGUUUUAAAGGCAAAUAGAUUUUCUGAUCUCUCAGUGGAAGAAUUCAAAAGAUUAUAUACUGGCAGGCCAUAAACCUCCUAAAAUAUUAUUAAUUCGUCAUCGUCUGAGCAAGACUAGACAGUAGACUAAGACAACACUAAUAAUAGUACAAAUAAAAGUGGUAAGCUUAAUACAAAAAUAAUUGAAUCAAGAGAUAUAUUGAAACUUCCAGAGUCAUUUGACUGGAGAUAAAAGAAUGUAAUAACCUCAGUUAAAGACCAAGGAGGAUGUGGAGGUUGCUAUUGUUUUACAAUGAUUGCUGCUCUUGAGAGCGCAUUGUUAAUUAAAAAUAAAGAAAAAUAUCAAGGUAUAGAUCUCUCUGAGUAGUAAAUAAUAGAUUGCUCAGUUAAUUAUGGAGCAUUUGGGUGUAAUGGAGGUUUUGAAUUUUAGGCAGGAUACCUGAUGACCAAUACAAGAGUAGCUUUUGAAAAAUUAUAUCCCUACUUAGGAAGAAAUAAAGAAUGUAAUAAAACAUUAAGCAAUGACUCAAGUGUACCGCCCAUUAAAUAGACAUUGUAUAAAACUGGAAGACACAGCAGCAUAAUGAAAAUGACACUGAUGAAUUAGCCAUAUGCAAUAGGCAUAUCUUCAUCUAGUGAGGUUUUUAGAUUUUACUCAAGUGGUGUGAUCACAUCUUAUGAUUGUAGCUAGAAUAUAGAUCAUUCAGUCCUACUAAUAGGGUGGGGAAAGACAAAUUAUAAUCUAGAAUAUUGGAUAAUAAAAAACUAGUGGGGAACUUCAUGGGGAGAAAACGGAUAUGUAAAAGUCAUGAUAAACAAUGAUGGGUUAAGCCCUUGUUAGGUUGGAUUUGAUUUAACGAUACCAGUAGUUUGA